CAUCAUGGCGGCCGAAGGCGGUGAGGAGCUGAGCGGCAACGGGGAGCUCGAAGAUUCUUCAGCCAUGGAGGCUUCUGAGGAUCCAGCACCGCCUCCAAUUGAGAUGGCUGAGAUGUCAGAAGAGAACGGCAGUGCCGGCGCAGCCCCUGAGGCUCCAGUGGCCCCCGACCCUUCUUCUUUCUCCAUGCCACCAGCUGUAGAGGAUGAGGAGGGCGAACUGCCUGCUGACUUUGAGCGUCUGUGGAAGGCCGCCCAUGACAAUCCUCAAGACUUCACCAGCUGGACUGACCUCCUGCAAUACUGCGAGCAAGAGAGUCACAUCACAGCGUCACGCAGAGCUCUGGUGGCCUUUCUCGCUCGCUACCCGCUCUGCUAUGGCUACUGGAAGAAAUUUGCUGAUCUGGAGCGCCGUGCAGGGUACAACGCUAAAGCAGAGGAGGUGUGUGUUCAGGGUCUCCAGGCUAUCCCUCUGAGUGUAGAUCUGUGGAUUCACUACAUCAAUCUGCUGCUGGGAACACUGGACAUGAACCUGCCUGAGUCGCCAAAGCGGAUUCGCAGUGUGUUCGAGGACGCCGUUGUGGCAGCAGGUCUGGACUUCCACUCAGACCGGCUUUGGGAUCUGUAUGUUGAGUGGGAGAAGGAGCAGGGGAACAUGAGCAACGCAGCAGCCGUUCUGGACAGAGUCCUCAAAGUUCCCACCCAGCUCUACAACACGCACUACGAGAAGUUCAAGGAGCACCUGAACAGCCAUGAGCCCAAAGAGGUUCUUUCUCCAGAGGAGUACGAGGAGCUGAGGACGUUGUGCCGCCAGAGCCAGAAGGCAGAGCGCGCUGAACAGGCCCAGGAGGAGGAGGAGGAAAGGCCACCGGGGGAGGAAGAGCCCGCCACGCCUGAGGGCACAGACACAGAGGAACUGAUGCAGAAGAUCAGGGAACAAGUGCUGGUUCGCAGGGACAAAGUGUACCAGGACAACGAGGGAGAAGUCCGCAAGAGAUGGCACUUUGAAGACGCUAUCAAGCGGCCCUACUUCCACGUCAAGUCACUCGACCGGCUGCAGCUGCGAGCCUGGCACUCCUACCUGGACUGGGAAAUUGCUGAGCUGAACAAGGACACCAAAGACCCCAACCAAGAUCCAAACCAGGCAGCCACAGAGGGGUCAGAGGUCACGGCUCAGACCCACGAAGUGUCAGAGGAUGCUGCAGUUGCCCUCGACGACCACAGGGUUCGCAUCCUCUUUGAGCGUUGCCUGAUCGCUUGCGCUCUGUAUGAGGAGUUCUGGACCAGGUACAUUCAGUACCUGGAGCCGCAGAGUGUGGACGAAGCCCGAGCUGUUUACAAACGAGCCUGUGAGGUUCACCUGACAUAUAAACCCAACAUCCACAUGCAGUGGGCCACCUUCGAGGAGAGGCACGGUGAUUUAACUGAGGCUCGGCGAGUGCUAGAGGCCCUGGAGAAAUUCCUGCCUGGGUUGGCAGUGGUCCGUCUCCGCAGGGCCGCUCUGGAGAGACGAGCAGGCCAUCUGGACCAAUCGGAGGCCUUGCUGCAGGAUGCGGUGGCUGAAUCCAAAGAGAAGCCCACGUUACACGCUUUCUACUCCAUCAAGCUGGCUCGCCUGUUGCUGAAGCUCGAGAGGAACCCCGCCAGAGCCCGCAGAGUUUUACAGGAGGCGCUGGAGAUUAGUCCGGAUAAUGAUAAACUGCACUUGAACCUGUUAGAGCUGGAGGUGUCGGGGGACCCCUGGGCCUCUGCUGAGGCAGUGCAGGAGUGUGUGACGAGAGCUCUGGCAGCGCCUCUCGCCCCACACACCAAGAUCCUCUUUUCACAGAGAGGCCUGCAGUUCGCAGAGGACUACAGCAACUCUAUCCAGAGUGUGCUGUCUGUCUACGAAGAUCACCAGAAACUGUUGAAGGAGCUCGGGGGAACAAAGAGAGGAGCAGAAAACGGGGACGAGGACUCAGAGAAACUGAGCAAAAGUGAGGACGGCUCUGCUGUUGCCGUGUCCACACAAGUCCCACCUACCAUGCCGCAUGUCCCCAUCACCACGCCCCCUCCAACUAUGAUGGGCACCGACAUGAGCGCACAGACUGGCUACGGGGGAUACAGCAGUUGGUACCAGCAACCGCAGUACGGCAGCUACGGCUACCAGAACACCUGGAACUACAACCAGGGCUACUAUCCUCCCAGCUAAAGAGAUCAACAGCACCAAAAGUGUGGCACCAAAAGACCACGGGAAGCAGUUUGACCCAGGAUGACUUCUCAGCUGAACAACAAACUGAAGCACCCAGUCCUGCCAGUCAAGUCCUGCUAAAAAUAAUCCCAGCAUCCUUUCCUCUCCGUCCUUCCUCUGAGUUACCUCACUGUCCUGGAUUUGUGAGAUUGAGAGACUGGAGUUGAGAUCUUUUAACAUGUCAUUUCAGCGUUGAGUCUGAGGGACAGGUGGGAAGACGACGAAAGGAAACAGUGACGUUCAUUUUCAGUGCAUCAGUGUCUGCAUUUUAAUCAGAACUAUUUUUGUAUUUGUUUGCAAGCCAACCCCUUUGCUUGUGUUUUAAAGUUAUCCACAACUUUAUCACAACUUUACAGGUGAUGUAUGAUUGACAUUUUGUACCAUUCCACACAAUAGGCCAUUUGUUGUUUUUUCUAAUGUAUAUAAAGGUGUUUUAUAGUGUGUCACAACAGA
Messenger RNA from Seriola aureovittata, 2680 nucleotides. Its product is annotated as pre-mRNA-processing factor 39. NCBI's taxonomy places the organism in Eukaryota, Metazoa, Chordata, Actinopteri, Carangiformes, Carangidae. The record is from RefSeq and is a predicted model, not a curated record. The transcript has 15 exons. Gene Ontology annotation, cellular component: U1 snRNP; commitment complex; U2-type prespliceosome. Gene Ontology annotation, molecular function: protein binding. The coding region runs from base 5 to 2188 and encodes 727 amino acids. Gene Ontology annotation, biological process: RNA processing; mRNA 5'-splice site recognition.